Molecule: messenger RNA, 4086 nt
Organism: Sarcophilus harrisii (Tasmanian devil)
Lineage: Eukaryota; Metazoa; Chordata; Mammalia; Dasyuromorphia; Dasyuridae
Product: zinc finger protein 708-like
Exons: 5
Coding region: 782-3256 (824 amino acids)
Biological process (GO): regulation of DNA-templated transcription
Source: RefSeq, a predicted model, not a curated record
UGUCACGUGCGUGGGCGUGCGCGUGUCUACAUGGGCGUGUACGUGUGAGGGGGUGUGGAUGCAUGUGUGCACAGUACGGCAUCCAGACGUGUGUGCGUGUAGAUGUGGGUAAACAUUUCACUAUAUAUAUAUAUAUGGACGUGCGUGUGUGCGUGUAGAUGUGAUAGCAUGCAUACGCAUAGAUCCGUUUGUGGUCCAGGCUGCAGAUGGGCAUCUAUUUGCAUGCAUCUAUGCCUAUUUGUAUGCAUGUAGAUUUAUACAUAUAUGUGUAUGUGAGGGGAUGAAGGCGGGUGCAUGUUUUUGUUUGCAUGCAUGGAUGUGUAUGUGAGUGUGUUUCUAGAUAUGUGCACGUGUGUGGAGGGGUGCAGACGGGUGUUGUGUCUGUACGAAUAUAUGUAAGCUUAAGCGUGCAUUUAGAUAUAUGUGUAUGUAUGUACUUAUAUGCAUGCAUACAUGUGUGUGUCUGUGUGUAUGCAUUCAGGUCUGUGUGAAUGUGUAUAUAGAUAGAGGUGUGUGGAUGCCCGUGGAGUUGUAUGUGUCUGUGUAAUAAAUAUCUCCGUGCUUGCUUGCAGCCUGCUUGGGGGAAGUGGACACAGUGAAAGGGGAAAAAAGAACAGUGCGCAAAAUGGACAGUAGCGAACGAAAGAAUAACCUCAAGGAAGCACAGAAAAGAUGGACAUUCAUGCUGGAGACAAGACUCGGGAAAGCUCAGAAUCUCAAGGAAACACUGGAGAAGGAAUGAUUUUGGGGAGGCCAUGACCUCCAAGAGAAAGAUCCUGUGAUGUUCCAGAAUUUCUUGACAUUCCAAGAUGUGGCUGUGGAAUUCACCCAGGAGGAAUGGAGCUGUUUGGAUCCUGGCCAGAAGGACAUGUACAGGGACGUAAUGCUGGAGAAUUAUGAGAACUUUGUCUCUCUUGCAGGGUUUCCAGUAAUUAAACCAAACGUGAUUUCUCGGCUGGAGAGACAUGAAGCCCCCUGGCUAUCAGGGGAAGAAGACCCCAGAUGCUCUUCUGAGGAUUCAGAAUGUGAAACCAAUGACUUAGCUUCAGCUUCAGUGCAAUGUAUUUCCACAAGAAAGCAAUUCAUAAAGAGAUUCAAAAAGUAUGGUUUCUGGGAUUCCAAAUUGGGAGAAGUUUGGAAUUAUGACUCUGGAUUAGAAAGGCAGACAAACGACCUGGAAAGAGAGCUAAUAGUGAAGCAUAAAAACCCGUCUCACAAGUUCAGUGUUCCAUAUUUUUUCCAGUUUGGAAAAAAACUCAGUUUCAGUUCAGUUCCCCUUCCAAAACAGAGAGUUUCUACAGCAAAAUGUUUUCAUAAUCAUUUUAGAGUUGAAAAGGGCUUCAAAUGGUAUACACACUUAAUUAAACUGUGUAAGUCUAAUAAUUACAAGCAUACUUUCAGUUAUCACUCAAAACUUAAUCAUUACCAUAAAGUGUGUUCUCAAGGAGAACCUCAUAGAAUUAAUGAAUAUGGCAAAACCUUCCACAACAAUUCAUGCCUUACUGAACAUGGAGGAAUUUGUAGUGGAGAGGAAUGUCAUCAGUUUGGGGAAUGUGGGAAGACUUCCAGUUACAAUUCAUAUCAUACUAUUCAUUUGAAAAAUCUUCAGGAAGAAAAGCCUUUUAAACAAAGUAAAAAAGGUGGGAAAGCUUUUCACCAGAGGCGAUAUCUUGGUCAACAUAAGAGAAUUCCUACUGAAGAGAAACCUUAUAAAUGUAAUGAAUGUGGAAAAGCCUUCACUCUUAAGGGAAAUCUUAAUUCACAUAAGAGAAUUCAUACUGGAGAAAAACCCUAUAAAUGUACUGAAUGUGGAAAAGCCUUCAGGCAGAAUAGGAGCCUUAAAUCCCAUAAGAAAACUCAUACUGAUGAGCAACCUUAUAAAUGUAAUGAAUGUGGAAAAGCCUUCACCCUUAAGGGAAACCUUAAUUCACAUAAGAGAAUUCAUACUGGAGAAAAACCCUAUAAAUGUACUGAAUGUGGAAAAGCCUUCAAGCAGAAUAGAAGCCUUAAAUCACAUAAGAAAAAUCAUACUGAAGAGCAAUCUUAUAAAUAUAAUGAAUGUGGAAAAGCCUUCAUGGAGAAGAAAGCCCUUGAUGGACAUAGGGAAAUUCAUACUGGAGAGAAACCCUAUAAAUGUAAAGACUGUGGAAAACCCUUCAGUGAUAAGGGAUACCUUAAAAGACACAUGAAAAUUCAUAGUGGAUUGAAACCUUUUAAAUGCAAUGAAUGUGGAAAAGCUUUCAAUUCUAAGAAAGAACUUGCUGUACAUGAGCGAAUUCAUACUGGGGAGAAACCCUAUACUUGUAUUGACUGUGGAAAAGCCUUUAGACAGAUGGGAGGUCUUAAUAGACAUAAGAAAAUUCAUACUGGAGAGAAACCCUAUAAAUGUAAAGAAUGUGGAAAAGACUUCAUGGAGAAAAGAGGUCUUAAAUCACAUGAGAAAAUUCAUACUGGAGUGAAACCCUAUAAAUGUAAUUUGUGUGAAAAAGCCUUCAGCCUUAAGGAUCACCUUAGUAGACAUAAGAAUAUCCAUACUGGAGCGAAACCCUAUAUAUGUAAAGAAUGUGGAAAAGCCUUUCGCUCUAAUGAAGGCAUAAAUAGACAUAAGAUAAUUCAUACUGAAGAGAAACGGUAUAAAUGUAAUGAAUGUGGAAAAGGCUUCAACUUUAAAAUAGGCCUUUCUUUACAUGAGGGAAUUCAUACUGGGGAGAAACCCUAUAAGUGUAAUGAAUGUGGAAAAGUCUUCAGGCAUAAGGGACAUCUUAGGAAACAUGAGAGAAUUCAUACUGGCGAGAAACCUUAUAAAUGUAGUGAGUGUGGAAAAGUCUUCAGCCUUAAGGAAUACCUUAAUAGACACCAGAAAAUUCAUACUGCAGUAAAACUCUAUAAAUGUAAUGAAUGUGGAAAAGUCUUCAGCCUUAAGGAUCACCUUAAUAGACAUAAGAAAAUUCAUACUGGAGUGAAACCCUAUAAAUGUAGUGAAUGUGCAAAGGCCUUCAGGCUUAAGGGACACCUUAAUAAACACAAGAAAAUCCAUACAGGAUUGAAACCCUAUACAUGUAAUGAAUGUGGAAAAGCUUUUAAUUGUAAUGAAGGCCUCAAUGGGCAUAAGAAAAUUCACACUGUAUUGAAACCCUAUACAUGUAAUGAAUGUGGAAAAGCCUUCAGCCUUAAGGAAUACCUGAAUAAACAUAAAAGGAUUCAUUCUGGAGGGAAAUCCUUUGAAUGUACUGAUGUUGGAGAAACUUGUACUUGAAGUCCAAAAUUCACCUAAUAAAAAAUGAGAAUCUCUUAGAGUGUAAUAAAUAUGGGAAAACUUUCUUGUACAGCUCAAACCUUAAGAAACAUCAGAUAAUUCACACUGGAGAGCAGUCAUCUACAUGUAAACAAUGAGAAUGUUUCUAACCAGCAGAAACACUUAAGAGAUCCAGUAGAAGUCUUACUGGACAUGAAGUUUUAAAAUGCUGUUUAUUUUACAUGAAAAUAACUUCACAGGGUCAAUCUAAUGUAACACAUUAGACAGUCUUACUGACAAAAUAAUUGCAUUUUGGGGAACAAAAUCUUUUAUAGCUGGGGACAUGGAGGAGCAGAAGACAACUUUGGGAGUGGAUUGAGAUGUUAAAACUGUCUGGCCUUAGUUACUUUAAACGUGCUAACUAGACAAUCUCAGAUGUUAGACACAGUAUGGAUUACAAAGCUAAUAAGUAAAGUCUAACUUUACAUCAUUCUAUGCAAACUAGAUUGGAUGGUUGGUUUUUUUUUUUUUUUUUUUUAAUUCAGAUAAUGGGGACCAAAUGAACACAGUAGUAAUAGCCAUUAUUUAUGAUGUGGACUUUAACUAUCUCAGUCUCUGUUUCUCUCAAUGUUUUUCUCUUCUCCUUCCUACUCUCCUAGAUAUUUUUUAUUCUCCCCAAAUCACUUUAUUUUUCUUUUGGGUUACUCUGUACUUAACUUCUGUUGAAUAUUUCAUAUCAUCCCUGGUAGAUUGUGAACUCACUGAGGCAAGAUCUGUCUCACUUUCAUAUUUGUACUGUCAAUACCAGUUCCUGCCACAGAGAAUUUAAUAAAGGCAUAGUGAUUUUUUGA